GAGAUACCUGUAAAAGAACGUUUUUCACAUUUCAGUGGAAGGAUAAGCCAUUACAGUAGGCACAUGAUCGACGACGAGAAACUAUUUCCAGCAUGAUGUGCUGCAGAAAUUGUGCAAAGACAGCAGUAGUUCUUACAGUGUUGGCUCCUCUUCUUACUCUUGUUGUUUUGGGAGUGAGCCAUGACAAAAUUGGCCUAAGCCAGAACAUCAGGCAGGAGGAAGGAAAACCAAUUCAGCCGAUUGCAAUUAACAAUGUUAAAAAACAGAGCAAUCUGAUAACAGAUAGUCAUGGAAGUCUGUUGUUUGAUCCCCCUCUUCUUGACUUUGGAGACUGUGCGGUCAGUGUUGUGUGGAGGCAAAAAGUUAAUAUAAAAAACAACAGGAUUCACGAAAAACCCAUCAACAUUCUUUCAAUCUCCGGCUCAUCACUCCACUUCCACUGCUCAUUUGUGGAAGAUAAGAUACUAGAAUCAUCAGCAAAUACUUCAUUUGAAGUAGUAUUUCUAAGUCGAGAAGAGGGAUAUGUGGAAGAUACCUUGUACAUUCACACCAACAGGGGUUCAUUCCCUUACAGGAUACAAGCCCGUGGUCUGCCGAAUCCUUUCCUCGCAAAGCCAUUUGUGAACGUGCGAAUUCCUGUUAAUACAACUUUUUCUCCGCUAAUUCAUCUCUACAACCCGUUUGCCUCCGCACUACAGGUGCUAGAAAUGUUUGGCAGUAGCUGCGACAUCCACUUGGAAAUGCCUAUGGGAGGAGAGCGCGAAAACGAAUCACUCGAUUGGUGGCUAAUCCCACCGCAUCAAAGCAAAGCCAUCGCCAAAGUCAACUUUCUGGCCAUGAGAGCGCUUAAUGUCACUGCUUUCGUAAGGAUACGAACCAACUAUACAGCUCAUCCUCACGGCUCUCUGAUGUUACCAAUCAGCCUUGAAGUGACUAGUCAGCCGUUGCUUUUUUGCCCACAGCAGUACCUUGACUUUGGAGUAGUCGACGCCAACGAUCCUCCCAAAACGCUUAAACUUUUUGUGAUAAAUUCUGGCAAUCGACCAAUCACCGUUCAGACUGUGACGGCGAUGCCGCUAAGCGAAGGAUUGUCGAUCGAAUUCAGUCCGGUCAAGGUGCCUCCGUCUCUGACAACACCAACACUGGUCGCCCUAGUUACAUUUCAUCCUUCUAGCGCAAGUCAGCUGAAAACGACUAGCGGCCGCAUUGUGAUCCAGUCCAAGAGCGGCCAGUUUAAAGCCACUGUUGGCUAUCAGAUUACUGUUGCGGCCAGCUACUUAAGGCAUAAUCGUUCGUCGACUCAGUUCUUGGCCAGCCAACACUUGCAACUGCCGUCGUGCCAGACACUUAGUGUCGAUAAUGAAUUCGCGCUGCCUGUAGCGGUUCUCAGUGCUUCGCUGUCUGUACAAGAGUACAUCGAAGCUCGAAACUUUAGCCAGACAGUCUUGAGGACACGGGAGCAAGGAUCGCUGUUACAACUAUGUUUGAUGAAAAUGCCUCCUCUUCUUGGGACGCCAUUUGUGGCUAACCUUCAUUUAAAAACAAACGCCUCUGCUGGUCUGGACAUCCCUGUGAGCGUCUUUUCUGGCAAAGUCGUCCCCAUCUGGAGAAGUGAACAAGAAGAAGAUGAUCUUGAAUCAAGAGGAAAUAAUGCAACGAAUCGUUUCAUUGGUUGGCUCACGGAAGGAUCCAGUAAAGAAAUUCAUCUGGCUCUAUGGAAUCCCAACCCAGUGGGUGUCUCUCUUCAGGGGUGGGGUACGAACUGCAGUAAUGCGGUCCUAACGUACCUGGGGAGCGAAAGCGGAACGCCAUCUCAUUUCAAGAAUCGCUUUCAUUACAGCAAUUUGACAAUGGCCACAACUGUUCGACCGGGAAACUUUGCGGUUUUUCAAUUGCAGAUCCUUAUGCAAUUGGAUGAGACGCGAGAGGAAGACUUUUCUUCGGCAUUGAUUGUCCACGUGCGCACCGUUCUGGAAACAGUAGCAAUUACACUUCGUUACCGAACAGUUUCGGGACGCAUUAGAACAAUUCCUGAUCCCCUCCCAUGGAAAGCCAAUUUUUUAGAUCCGUACCUGACUAGUGAGGUCCGCCUCAAUUCGACACUUAAUGAAUCCGUGACGGUGGUGGGUUUCCAAGCUCCAGCACCAUUUCAGCACAAACUGAGUUUUAAUCUUUACAACGGCAAUGCGUCUUCCAUUAUUCACGCCAUGCAGUCGGCUGGUGUCGCCCGACUUGCGUAUCCGCUGGAUUGGCAUUGCGCUGUCUCCCCUCUCAACAAACUCGUCAGUGAGUGGCAGUUGGGUCAGCAGCGCUGGUGGAACGCAUUGGGCGACCUUGAUCUGACCACAGCGCUCUAUCGCUGCUACGAAUCCCUCAGUCAAUCUAUCUGGAAUCAGGUAGCAUCAGUGAAACUCGUCACCAAAGAGAUCGGCUUCACCGAAAUGCCGUUGCGUGUCGACGUGAAUUGGCCGCGGUUAGCUACAAAGCGUCGGCUUCAUUUUCCGUUGACCGAAAUGGGACGUAGCAGUCGAAUGGACUUGAAAUUGGCCAACCCCACAGCGAGCGUCGUGCUAGCGCAGAUCUUGUGGCUCGAAGACGCUCAAGUGGAGAUGAAAGAUUUGGUGUCCAAAUUGCCAGCCCAUUUAACUGAAGGCAUUGAAUUGCCUUCUCUGGGUGGCCUCAAAAAGAAUAAACAAUUGCAACAAAAUCUGAAACGCUCGGCGUUUGUGCUGGCAGAGGCGGAGGGAGAAGAGCAGCAAGAAUCGCAGGAUAGCGUCAUGGUCUAUUUGACGCCGGGCUCCCAGGCGCAAUUGAGCGUGACGUUCAGUCCCACCACAGACCUCAAGUACCGAUCAUUGCUCGUCAUCAAGAACAACGUGACGGGAUUGGAACUGGUGAGUCUGUCGGGACAAGGACAGUCGGCUAAGUUUUUAUUGGCUAACCGCAAACCGGGUUCUUCCCAACCGCUCCUGUUCGACAUUGGAGAACAACACCUGAAAAACUGCGAGGCUGGUCCCAACGGCGGUGGUUCGUGGCAAAGUCGUUUCCAGUAUUUGUUGCCCAGUGUGACAGUCAAGCGAACGUUUACUGCCCGAAAUCGUGGCCCUUUCCCCAUUACCAUUACGGGUUUCGACAUCAAUCAGUCGCCGUGUGAAGGCUACGGAUUUCGGGUUCUCCAGUGUCAACCCAUGACGCUCUUGCCGAACCAAAGUUUUUCGAUGGAGGUGGCUUUCACGCCCGACUUCACGCAGACCCGCGUCGUUCGAACACUCAGGCUUCACUCCACCGUAGGUGGUCAGGACACUCCGCUCAACUACACGCUGAUGGCAACAUUGCCGACUCACAUGCUUGUCCUGUGUGCAGCCGUCCUGCCCCGUCCCAACUGGGAACAAUUCUUCUACUAUGGAUCGGUUGCUGUGUCCGUCUUUCUUUUGCUCUGCGUCAUCACAGCGGCCACUUUAGAAGCUGAUCGCAUCCUGCGCUCCAGUGUCGUGUCUAUGGUGACGGUUGUUGCCGCGCAUGCUGCCUCUCGGGAGGCAAGCGAUUUAGAGUAUUCGCCAUCUACCGCUGGCCAUUUGCUUGAUCUCAGGGCUGUCGGGAAAGAGGCUUCAACACAAUUGUCCUCUCCACCGGUGCCUGCUCCACCGUCUGUCAUCCCUUCUCCAGUAGAGGUUGGCACCAAAAGUACAAGUGGGCGUGGUAAGAAGAACAAGUCUAAGAAUAAAUCACGAUCGGCGUUGCAGUCGGUCGCUCCAUUGACGACUGUGAAAUCCCCUCCUCUUGCCCCAUGGACUUCACCCGCUCCGAAACGUUCAGCUACACCGUCCCCGACUAUAAGCAAUUCCUCGCAGCGGAGCCAAACGCCCCCACCGUCUGCAAACGUGCCUCCCCCGCCACCUACACUGCCAGCGCCGACUUUCAAAGUCGUCACUACCAAGGAGGAGACACGUUUGUUCAAACCCAAACCAAAUAAUAAGAAGACCAAAUCCAAGUCGGCCGCUUCCGUUCACGAGGAAACGAAACAGCAUGUCGCGACUGCUAGAGCAGUUGCGAAUGCUGCUCCGCCCGUUACUUCACCCUCCGUUGCCCCUGCAGCUCCUUCCAUCCUAGCUGUUGCGUCACAACAAGUUUCGAAUGCCCAGGAAAUAAAAACAGCCGCCGAUGAAUUGAGUGAAAAACGCGGACGCAGUUCUUCGGUUCCUUCAAACAACCGCAACAAAACCGUCACGCCGAAUGUUCAGAAAUCGAAAAAUCCUCCAGCGCCUCCACCGUCGUCCAAGAGUUCUAAUAGACCGCCAAUGGCUGCCGUGGCAACAUCAACCAACGUUGCCAAUGUAGAGGCUCCCAAGAAAGUGACUGAAACGGCGGCAGCAUCAGUUAUCACCGGCACAGCAACAACAACCCCUGUGGCGUCUGUUUGGCAACCACGAACGCACAAUAAACCUUUAGUUAAAACCCCUGUCACACCUUUACUACAGCAGACAACCAACCGUCCCCAACCACCUGUAGGAAAAAUCAUACCUGAAGUCCGACGCGUUCCAGAAGAGCAUACGGUGCUACCCAAACCGAUUGGAUAUCGACUUCCGAGAGAAAAAGGCUCCCCACCACCAUCUUCAUCAUCAUCGAACACGGACAGUCAACCGUGGUACAAUCUAUCGUCGUCCACCAGCCAAGCAUCGGCUCAGUCUGGCGCUUGGUGGCCGGAUGGUGGCAGGUUUUCGCUCGGUCGAAACCAACCCGAACAGCAACUGGAAUCGCGCGAUUGGUUGGGAUUUCCGCAACUGACCUGCGAUUAUACGGAAUCGACGAACAUUGGCAGUUCCAUGUGGCCUGCCAGUAGUUCGUAUUCAUCUGCGGCGGUGCCUGACGUGUGGCCAGAAGUCCAAGCAAGUCCCCCGGCUUCGUUGUUACAAACACUAAACAAUACGAAUCCAGUUAAUCGCGUUUUUUCUCCUUGGUCUGUACCUCAUUGGUUCGAAGUGUCGAGACAACAACAGCGGCGGAAUCAAGAGCCUUUGCUUCACAACAGUUCGCCAAAUAUGGCCAUGACCAACCCGCAACAGACGCAAAAUCUUGGACUUGUAAACAACAAUGGCUUGUGGGAUUCGACAAUAACACACAACAACAAUGCACCCAGCAAUGAAUCUUGGCCGUCUUACUCCCAGUUUUAGUUUUGAUACGUUCACCUGACUCUUUCUGGUGUAAAAGUACCCAGCUUAACUGUUGCAAAAUUUAUUAUUAUUUUUUUUUUUUUUUCUUACGCAUCCCUUUUAAUGUAGUAGAAAUUGACACGACCUGAAGCAGCAUGGAAUAUGAAUACGUUAUACCUCUCUAUGAGAUGCGUUUGCCCUAUACCACGAUGACGACGAGACAAAGAGCCAAGAUUCGGAAUUUGUCGCUUGUCGCAUGGUCUUCUUAAUGUUGAAAAGCACAUACACACACAGACGCUACACGUUGCAUUGAUGUUGAUGCCAUAAAACACAUGCCAGGAAACGAACACAGAGAGUGUAGGUAUCCGUUUUAAAAAAAUGGACACCACAGCUCGGUUGACGUUCCCGCUGCUGAUUAUAAUGAGCCUCCCUAGAGAAUUGUCUCUAACCCCUCAAAAAACAAAACAAGACACUUGAAUUGAAAAAUACAAUAAAGUGGAUAAAUCUU
This is a messenger RNA of Daphnia magna, 5658 nucleotides long. It is a transcript of the gene Tmem131, whose product is annotated as transmembrane protein 131. The coding region runs from base 93 to 5171 and encodes 1692 amino acids. Lineage: Eukaryota; Metazoa; Arthropoda; Branchiopoda; Diplostraca; Daphniidae. Gene Ontology annotation, cellular component: membrane. The record is from RefSeq and is a predicted model, not a curated record. The transcript has 13 exons.